UUCAAAGCUUCUUAUCUUUCUUCUCUGUAUUUCUAAAAUUUUAAUUUUGUUAACCACUGUCAUGAAUCAUUGACCUUUCUCCUCUGCUCAUCUCAGCUUGCUUUUUGUAACUGACCCCAUGAAAUGAUUGUUUCUUUUAUCUUAAGAGUUUGAACUUUAAAGGCUCUCUCCUGCUCUCCGUGCAACUGUUCCUCUUCUUUAUUAAAUAAAGCAGCCGGAUAAACCAAAAGCCCCGAGCGGAGAGAAUUCAAACAGAAAGAGAAAGAUGUUUCAAAAAUAGAGAGAAGGAAGAGAAUGCUUCGAUUGUUUUCUCCUUCCCUCUUACUUUGGCUUCCUUCCAACAUUUCGAGAGAGUUGCUUUGUCUCUAAUGGAAAGGAAGAGACAGAUAAGUCCUACACACGUCGCUUUCCUCCUCUUCUUUCUCUUCCCAUCUCUCAACAAUUGCAGAGUCCUUCCUCGGCAAUUGCAAGCAAGUUCUUCCCCUCCCGUGCUUAUGGCGCCAUCUCCCACAGAUAGUCAGACGGUUACGGAGGUCCAGCAUAACCAUUUUGAUAAAGAUCUCAUCAUUUUCGUCUCCUUGUCCGCGCUUGCUGUUAUUGCAAUAGCUCUAUCUGCCAUUAUUGCUUGGAUCUCGUGCCGAAAGCAUCACAAAGAUUCUACCCUUAAAGGGCUUUCCUUAACUCCAGUUUUUAGCAAGUUGAGCUCAUUGAAGAUUGUGCACAAAAAGGAAGUUGUUGAAAUGAUUGAUUAUUCAUUGCUGGACUCUGCCACAAAUCAUUUCAGCGAGGAUAAUAUCUUGGGCGAGGGGGGAUUUGGCUGUGUAUACAAAGCUAGCUUCAACGAAGGCAGUGUUGCUGCUGUGAAGAAAUUAGAUGGUGGUGGGAUGGAAUAUGAGAGAAUGUUUGAUAAUGAGUUGAAUUUUUUUGGAAGAAUCAGACACCCAAAUAUUGUCUCUCUUUUGGGUUAUUGCAUUCAUGGGGAGUCUAGAUUUUUUGUCUAUGAAUUCUUGCCAAAUGGCUCAUUGGAAUCACUGUUGCACGGAUCAUCUCAUGGGUCAUCUUUAACUUGGCAUUUGAGGAUGAAAAUUGCACUUGAUACAGCAAGAGGACUUGAAUAUCUGCAUGAGACUUGCAACCCUCCUGUGAUUCACAGAGAUUUGAAAUCCUCUAACAUUCUUCUAGAUGCUGAGUUCAAUGCCAAGAUUUCAGAUUUUGGACUUGCAAUUAGUGACUGCAACCAAAACAAAGCCAGUGUCAAACUUUCAGGCACAUUAGGUUAUGUAGCUCCGGAGUAUGUUGUAGAUGGAAAGCUUACUGAGAAAAGUGAUGUCUAUGCAUUUGGAGUUGUUCUUCUGGAGCUUUUGUUGGGAAGGAAGCCUGUGGAAAAAAUGUCGCCCUCUCAAAAUCAAUCUAUUGUCACUUGGGCCAUGCCUCAGCUAACUGACCGAUCAAAGCUUCCAAGCAUAGUUGAUCCCAUGAUCCGAGAUACAAUGGACUUGAAACAUCUAUAUCAAGUUGCUGCUGUUGCCGUGCUAUGUGUUCAACCAGAAGCAAGUUACAGGCCAUUGAUAACUGAUGUUCUCCACUCUCUGAUACCGUUGGUGCCUGUUGAGCUUGGAGGAACACUUAAAUUUUCAGAGCCAUCGCCUCAUCGAAACUAAGGCUUCGUUUGGGAUGGCUUUCUUACUGCUUUUUAAAGCAGCUUUUUAGUAUAAAAAUUUUAAUUUUAAAACUAAAAAGCUGUUUUUAAGAAACAAUAAAAAAGCUGUCCCAAAUAAAGCAUAAAUGUUUUCUGAAUGUAAUGUAAUUGUUUUUCCACAUUUUGAGUUGAUCUUUCACAUAUGUUUUUGACGUUGGAAUAUUUGGAGCUUUGUCUAUAUCAUAAAAAAUAGAGAAUGACAGACAUUCUUUUGAUCUUUUUUUA
Molecule: messenger RNA, 1924 nt
Organism: Dendrobium catenatum
Lineage: Eukaryota; Viridiplantae; Streptophyta; Magnoliopsida; Asparagales; Orchidaceae
Product: probable receptor-like protein kinase At1g80640
Exons: 10
Coding region: 369-1661 (430 amino acids)
Biological process (GO): protein phosphorylation
Molecular function (GO): ATP binding; protein kinase activity
Source: RefSeq, a predicted model, not a curated record